AUGUCAUCUCCUGUUCUUUCUCCAGCCUCUUCCAAGCGUCCUCCCAAGCUCCCGCCCAAAGAUCUCCUCGAAGCCGAAAUCUACAUCCCGGGGAUCAUGAUGCCUUUCUCUUCCAACUUUAACUUCACCACCGCCGCAGAAGCCAUCGCCAAAGACCGUGCUGGUCGGCGUGGUGUCCUCCCCACUUCUCACCGCGAGGGCCCUCGUCAGGUUGAUGAUCGCCCGGACGUGUAUGAGGCCAUCUUGCUCGCCCCCGGUGAGAACAAGAUCGACGUUGAGGUUGAUACCCGCCUUCCCUCCGCUGCCAUCUUCACUUUCCACAAGGAGGACCACACGCUCGCCAACAUGCUCCGCACCCGCCUCCUGAAGACUGCACACGUCAUCUUCGCUGCGUACCGAGUCCCUCACCCCCUGACCCCCAACUUCCAGCUGCGCGUUCAGACUGAUGGUGAGGUCACUCCCCGUGACGCCGUUGUCAACGCUUGCCAGGCCCUGAUUAAGGACCUGGGCAUUCUAUCGCGCGAGUUCACCAAGGAGUACGAGCUGCGCAAGAUGGCCAACGCUGCCAACCAGCAGCAGAACAUCGGCGAGUAA
Messenger RNA from Penicillium canariense, 594 nucleotides. Its product is annotated as DNA-directed RNA polymerase II core subunit RPB11. Gene Ontology annotation, biological process: transcription by RNA polymerase II. Gene Ontology annotation, molecular function: DNA binding; protein dimerization activity. Bases 1 to 594 code for a protein of 197 amino acids. The record is from RefSeq and is a predicted model, not a curated record. Gene Ontology annotation, cellular component: RNA polymerase II, core complex. Lineage: Eukaryota; Fungi; Ascomycota; Eurotiomycetes; Eurotiales; Aspergillaceae. The transcript is spliced from 4 exons.